UGUUACAUUAUGGGAUUAAAGGUUUGCGGAAUAUUUUUGUUGGGAUGCAUACCCGUUGCCCUAUUUAUCGCAGCCUUGGCCACCGAAAGAUGGGUGAUCAUCUCCAACCAUUUAGAAAAUGGGACUGUCGAACUAGUGGCAAGACUGUUUGAAAUUGAAAUAUGUGUUAUAUCGACAGUUGCGGGAGAAAAUUGCACUUCAUUUCGUGAAGAUCAAGUGCCGGGUUUCCCAAACGGAGUUAGUCUUAAAAAUUGGACUCUUGCUCGUUGCCUUCUACUUACAAGCAUCCUUUGUGGGAUAUGUGGGCCUUUUGUACUGUGCAGACAUCUAUGCGAGAACAAAAAGUGGCUCAUUCCAUAUUGCGCUGCUCUUUGGACAUUGGCAUGUCUUUGCAGUCUUAUUCACAUCGGACUUAUGUUAAGGAAUACAGUUGCAAAUGGAAAAGAAAUCGAACACUCUCAAGGAAAUGUAAAACAGACGCGACCAUUGUCGCUUCUUCUUGUAGGAUUUGGUACGUUGUUGAGUCUGGGGACAGCUAUUGUGAUUGGUUGUUGUUUCCCUAAACCAACCAAUCCGCAUAAAGUAACUUGGGAACCAAUUCACAACCAACCGGUUUAAGCAAUUACAUGAACCAUUUUGACCGCUGUUGUAUUGAUUCAUAUUUUCCAAAUUUUACCAAUCAAACUACAGCGACUACGUAAAACAACUUCGCAACCAACCGGUUUAAGCAGGGCUUCACGGGAUAAACCUCGAAACCACUAAUAAUUUGAUCGGUCUAAGCAUGGCGUCACGCACUAUUAUAUACCUAACAAUCACACUUUGUGUUAUCCAUAAGGUAUUCUGAAAACUUACACCAAAAUGUAUUGCAUAAACUGCCUUUCACAUAAACAUAAUUCAAUCAUUAGAACUCUAUCAAGACAUGAUCUAUAACGGAUUUUGUUUCGUUUAUUUGAAUUGACUGAAUAUACUUUUAUGUAAUUGAUUUUGUUGUAAAAUAACGUGUUUCUUUUAUGUACCGUUUUGUAUAUAAAAAUGCAUUGCCUUUUUUUCGAUUCCUGUAACGUGUUUGUUCUAUGUACCGUUUUGUAUAUGAAACUGCAUUGAAUAAUAAGAGUCGUUGAGAGACUGAUGUUUCCAUAACUUAGGUGCAAUACUAACAUCAAUAUUUUCAACGUCAGAGAAGCUACUUAUUUUACUGUAUAUAUAUUAAGUGUGUGGGUUAAUUGAACGUGUUUCUGUUUUAUUGUCGCAUUAUGUUGCUCUGAACGAUUUAUUCGACUGUGCAUGUAACACUUGUCAACAAAAAAAAACAAAAACAAUCUAAUAUUCAAAUUAACUAUUUUUCAUUUCAUGUAUCGAAUGUUUCUAUUGGAUUGAAUAUCAAUUUUUGUAAAUAUAUAUCUUCGAAACGCAAAAAGUAUGUUUAUUUGGAUGGAAAGUACACGAUGCCACAAUACAUGAAAGAAUGUUAGGGUUACCCAUAACACAAUAUAGUAAAUACAAAUAAAACACAUUUCUGAUGUAGGUUUAAAU
This is a messenger RNA of Dreissena polymorpha, 1533 nucleotides long. RefSeq lists its product as uncharacterized. The record is from RefSeq and is a predicted model, not a curated record. The transcript has 4 exons. Lineage: Eukaryota; Metazoa; Mollusca; Bivalvia; Myida; Dreissenidae. The coding region runs from base 10 to 618 and encodes 202 amino acids.